GGCUGCUCCUCUAGAAAUUGAUGCGCGCGCGCUCAGUGCUCCAUGUUUCUAAACAUGGCAGGUCGCAGUGGUUUCGACGAUGGAAAUCCUAGGGACUUCGGCGGAGGCCGAAGGACAGCGGGCGGGCGCCCGCUUCCCACCGAGCCACCAUACAAGGCAUACGUUGGAAACUUACCCGGUGAUAUCAUUCAAGGAGAUAUUAACAGAAUUUUUCCCAAUCUAUCCAUUAAAAAUGUACGAUUGGUGAUGGAUAAAGAAACAGACAGAUUCAAAGGGUUCUGCUAUGUAGAAUUUGAAUACCUCGACGACUUGAUCAAAGCCAUUGAAAUGAAUGGUCUUCUCAAUGUGGACGGAAAUUACAUAAAAAUUGAUGUAGCAGAAGAAAAACGAAAUGACCGAGGGGGCGGCUUCGACCGCGGGCGACGGGACGGCGGGCGCGGGCGGGACGGCGGCGGGCGGGACGGCUUCCGGCGGGACGGCGGCGGCGGCGGCGGCCGCGGUACGUACGACCACUUCGACGCCGAGCGCCGCGCGCCCCGCCACCAGGGUGGAGGGUUCCCUCAUGAUCGCGAGCGAGGCGGGGGCGGCGGCGGCGGCGGCAACGACCGGUGGGGCGGCGACGUGCGCGCCGACUCGCGCAGCUCGCGCGGGCCGUCGGAGGAGCCGCGCGCGCAGGACUGGGGCCGCAUGGGCGCGCGCCCCGCGCCGCAGGGCGCCGGCGGCCGGCCCGGCGGCGGCGGCGGCGGUGGCGCUGGCGCUGGCGGUGGCGGCGGCGCCCCGCCCAGGCGCAACUUUGAUGAUAUGCCCAAUUCCCGCCCGGAUACAACAGGCAGACCAAAGCUGAAGCUGCAGCCGCGAACGGUGACGGAGCCGGUGAACUCGCUGGCGUCCACGUCGCAGGCGUCGUCCAUCUUCGGCGGCGCGCGGCCCCGCGAGGAGCGGCUCAAGGAGCUCUCCAACGAGUAGCGUGUCGCUGUCUGUGUCCCCUCCAUGUCCACUGGUGCGGCCGCUCGCGCCCGACACCAAUGGAAUGACCGAGCGAAUCAACACAUCCCUCAAUGAAAACCGAAACGGUCAAUCAAGGUUCCGUUCGUUCCAUUCGUGCCGGCGACCGCGGACCUGUACUCGUAUGUGCGCCCCUACUCAGUGCCCAGAUAUGAACUGGAAGGCUUUCGUUAGGUUACGAGGUUGUAAAUCAUUUUUAUCAUAUAUUUUGUUAGCUUUAUUAUCUAUCAUUAAUGAGCUUAUAUUAGACCCCGCGCUCAUUUUAGAGCGCGCGACCGUCAUUCGCAGUAUUUAAAUUGCUAGUGCCGAAUGUCUUUUAAAUUCUCCGGGCUUGUUUGUACGAUAAACUAUGGCUUGCAUAAUAUUUUUUUAAUUUGAAGGAAAACUUCUUGUUCGUUUGUUAACUAAUUGAUUUAGUUAUAUUAUGUAAUUGAUAUAUAUUCGUUUCUCAAAUGUGGCGAUCUACAUCGUGGAUUCACUGUUGUACUUGUUUAUCCAUUGUUUAGUCGGUUAGGUCACGAAAAUUUAAUCACGGAAUGAGUAAUUAUGAAAAUAGUUUAAGAGCUGAUGUAAUUACGGUUUCAUUAAUAAAAUUAACUUCCACGUACUGGGAUUUCUACUUUAUUAGAUAUUUAUGUAAUGUCGAUAAGCUACGUGGCAAAUAAAUAAAAAAAAAUCGCAAAAUUGUAACGGAUUAUAGAAAAAUAAAUAAAAAGUGAUUCUUUGUAA
Leguminivora glycinivorella is the source of this 1734-nucleotide messenger RNA. RefSeq names its product eukaryotic translation initiation factor 4H-like (gene eIF4H1). The transcript is spliced from 6 exons. The coding region runs from base 43 to 966 and encodes 307 amino acids. NCBI's taxonomy places the organism in Eukaryota, Metazoa, Arthropoda, Insecta, Lepidoptera, Tortricidae. The record is from RefSeq and is a predicted model, not a curated record. Gene Ontology annotation, molecular function: RNA binding.